Molecule: messenger RNA, 3846 nt
Organism: Colletes gigas
Lineage: Eukaryota; Metazoa; Arthropoda; Insecta; Hymenoptera; Colletidae
Product: kanadaptin
Exons: 9
Coding region: 1540-3711 (723 amino acids)
Molecular function (GO): protein binding; mRNA binding
Source: RefSeq, a predicted model, not a curated record
GAUGCGCUCCAACGCCUGUGAUCCGAUUUUAUCGAGACCGUUCGAUGUUGUGACUGGCAGAUGCCCUUUUCACCCGCUUGCUUCUACGCUGACAUGCCGCGCGUUCUCUGCUGUUUGUCGUUUGCCUUUUACGCGCAGACGUAACGAGUCGUAUGAUAGAUACGAGGCUCUGUAACUGCGUUUCUUAUUCGCUGUGCUACGGUUACGCAAGGAACUCGUUCAAGCGAUUUUCAGUCUGCUAUAGAAACCAGAGAGUCGAAAAACUUACGUACGAUACGUGUACUUACAUACACAAGUACGUAUAAUUUGAAACUCGUUAAACCGGAAUACCUCCGUUUCUCCGAUCGUUUUACAAGCUACGAGCAACGUUAACUCGCGUUUAUUCGAGAUAUACGCCAACUAGUUCCUUUCCUCCCGAUAUCUCUAUUUCCCAAAACGCCCACCACCCAACACCCAACACCCAACACCCAAGUGACGGAUUUUCAAACGAUGCGCCAUAUCGUCACGCCUAUUGCUAGCCUGCGGCGCCUCGACGUGGACGAUCGUCGCAGUAACGGAUUUAAGAAUUUUCAGGCCCGGGACUGGCCAAUUUUUAACAAACUUACGAAUUAUUUAUCCAUUAGUGUUUUUCAAAACACCGAUUUUUUACCAAACUCAUCCUUUUCUUUUUUUCUCGUCAUCUCUUCGGAUAACUUUAAUCCUUUGCACUGCAACAAUUCUUUUUUUCAAUACUACUUUUUUUACAGCUUUCGACACAAAUCGUUUAUUCUAAUUUUUUUUUUUUUUUUUUUUUUUUUAAUUUAUCAUCGAUAAUACAUAUACUUGCGUAUCCAUAAUAUUGUCUAUUGAAAACACAAGUUAGAAAACUAUUACAGAGUGAAUAGAGAGAAUGCUCGAUCCCUAGAUUCCUGCUGCAUUGGUAAACUGCAAUUGCAUUGCAAUUGAUUGUAACAACGUGUGAAGAAAUCUAGUCUUUGUUACUCUGUAAACUGUAAACGAACAAGUUAUACGGCAGACAGAAAUAGCAGUAUCUCUCGCAUUUUCUUAUUAUUGAAUUAAAUGCGCUUAACGUGACGAGAAUUGCACACGACUUGUAAGAUAUGUAUAUCCUAUAAUACGUACAAGAUUACAACACUCGUUAUCACCAAUAUGAAUGAAUAACCUAUAAAGAAAAUGUAUCGCGUGGUGCGCGCUUGAUGCGCGCUUGAUGCGCGUCAUACACACCAACUCUCAAUAAUCUGCAAAUUGACAUGCGACGAAUCGAGUCGGUUUACCUGUUCUUUUUCUUACCUGUCAUCAGGAUCUAGAGAAUUUUCGAAAACAGCCAAUCAGGGGCCGGGGACCGUACGAUAUUCAUUUUUGCUCGAUCAAGGUACAUACUACAUACUUACUUACUGUUCACACACGACCCAUCUAGUAAUACGAUCCAUCUACUCUACUGUAUACAUGAUUUUGACAAGUAUAAGUGAGUAACAAGAAUUCCUUGGAUCAUUGGAAAGCAGCAUUCUACUCUUCUUCUUAAAAGUUACGGCGAUAAUCAUGGAAACGAAAAUAAACAUCGAGGAAUUAGCGGUAGAAUCGAAACAGAAGAAAUUUCCUUCGGAAGAUCGUUCGAACGACGAAAAUAAAAGUCAAGUGGAAUGUAAAAUAAAUACCGAUAAAGCGUCGAAAUGUGAAAACAUUGUCAAUUCUACCGAGAAUUAUACAAACGAUUCGUCGGAGGAUACAAACAAUACGGUUAAUACCGCUACAUUCAAAAAGCCGACCGUACUUAUCAGUCCCAAACGUUCUCGGCCAGUAGGUAAAAUUUCGAAAACAUCAUUACUUUCGAUAGAUGAAACUACCAUUCGUUGCCCGGACCAUGUUUCGAUACCUCAAGAACAUUCCAACGAUUCUCCAUUUCCAUACGUAGAACCCUCCUGGGGUGGAGAACCGGAAAAGGUUUAUGAAAUGGAGGUAUUAAAAUCUGGAGUCAUCCUAGAGACAAUUUCGCUCGCCGAACAAAAUUUCUACAUCGUCGGACGGUUGCCUUCUUGUCACGUAUCCCUAGCACAUCCAACCAUUUCGAGAUAUCAUGCUGUUUUGCAAUAUAGAUCCACCGAAGACCAGGAUGAUUCGAAAGGAUUUUACGUUUAUGAUUUGGGAAGUACUCAUGGCACAUAUUGGAACGGAAAUCUUAUAAAACCUUAUGUUUACGUAAGGGUACGGGGUGGUCAUAUGCUUAGGUUUGGUUGUAGUCAAAGGAAAUACAUUUUAAAAGCACCACCGGACGAUCAAGAGGAAGAAUCUCGAUAUACCGUUUCAGAAUUAAAAGAAAUGAAAGCGUUGGAAUUAGAAAAACGGGGUACGAACGGGGAAGCAUCCGUAGAUGAAAAAGAGGGCGAUGGUAUUGAUUGGGGUAUGGGAGAGGAUGCGGACGAAGAAACAGAUUUACAAGAAAAUCCUUAUGCCUGCAUCGUCGACGAGAAUUUAGUUUUGGAGGAUCCUAAGAAAACUCUAAGAGGCUGGUUCGAAAGAGAAGGAUACGAUUUGCAAUAUAAAACCGAAGAGAAAGGACCUGGGCAAUUUUUAUGUUGGGUGGAUCUUCCGAUGGAAGAAGUUAUCGGACGUUCGGUGAGAGCAGAAGCUCUUGUCAAAGGCAAAAAAAAAGAAUCUGUUGUGCAGUGCGCGCUGGAAGCCUGUAAAAUCUUAGACAAGUAUGGAUUGUUAAGGCAAGCAAACCAUGAAGCGAGGAAAAGGAAAACAAGAAAUUGGGAAGCAGAAGAUUAUUACGAUUCGGACGAAGAUAAUUAUUUGGAUAGGACAGGAUCGAUAGAAAAAAAACGCGAGCAGAGAAUGCGACUGGCUGGUAAAUUGGAAGAAAAAGUCGAAACGUACGAUUCGUUGCUUGAAAAACAUACAAAAGUGACGAAACGAAUCUCACAUUUGUCAAAUUUAAUAAAAACUUGGCAAAAUGAAAAUAAUGCAAAGAAAGAAACAACAGAGGAGGACGCGUUGGAUGUUUUUAUGUCAAGCUUAAAUUCGUUUGCUUUAACGAAAAACGAUAUUGCCAAGAUGAAACUGGAAUUACAAACUCUUCGUAAAGAGGAAGCGGGAUUAAUUAAAUUAUUAAACUUGACACGACCGGCAAAUUUACCAGCUCUUAUUUAUCAUGAUAUAACCGAAGAUGAAACGAUACAUGAAGGGGAAAGAAGGUCGAAUCUUUCGCAAGGAACGUCAUCGAAAGCAAGCGGAAUUCAACACUGUAGAAAGACGAAAGAAGGAAGUGUUAAAAUAACAGAUACAGAUAAUAACUUGCCAGUAUCUGGUACAAUCUCGGGCAGAGAAAUGGAAAUUGAAUCUGAAGGAGACUCGGACGUUGAUGAGAAAGACGAGCUAUUAUUUAAUUCUUCCUGUUUGAUCGAUAAGGAAAGCCCCGAAUCACAGGCUUCUACUAUUAGUAAUACUACUGUUGUUACCCCUAUUUCUAGUACUGUCGAUGCUACUGCUGUUACAAAUAUUGCAGCUAGUACUACCACCAUUACUAUAAAUAAAUCUCCGAGAAGAAACGAAAAACUAGAAAAGCAUGAAGGCGAAACAACGAAGAAACGCCGACAAGCAGCGAAUUGCCAUCAAGACGAGAUUUACGCGGAUAAUUACUCGAUGUGGGUUCCGCCGAAAGAUCAAUUAGGUGAUGGAAAAACAAAUCUUAACGAAAAAUACGGUUAUUGAAACGAAAAUCAAUUUUACAAUACAUAUUGUAAAUAUCCUUCGUUUAUACAAUGUAUUCCCCUUAUGUUAAUUAUAUACAUAGUUAGUAAUAUUUUGAUUAAUAUUUCUCGUGAUAUCUACAAUAUUGUAAUAAAA